Alexandromys fortis (reed vole) is the source of this 2619-nucleotide messenger RNA. It is a transcript of the gene Grin2b, whose product is annotated as glutamate ionotropic receptor NMDA type subunit 2B. Bases 1 to 2619 code for a protein of 872 amino acids. The record is from RefSeq and is a predicted model, not a curated record. Gene Ontology annotation, molecular function: NMDA glutamate receptor activity. Gene Ontology annotation, cellular component: plasma membrane; NMDA selective glutamate receptor complex. NCBI's taxonomy places the organism in Eukaryota, Metazoa, Chordata, Mammalia, Rodentia, Cricetidae. The transcript is spliced from 5 exons. Gene Ontology annotation, biological process: long-term synaptic potentiation; excitatory postsynaptic potential.
AUGUCUGUGACAGCCACUCCAUUCUGCCCACCUACCCCUUCAGCUUCUUCGCACCAGUGGUGUAACGGCCUGGAGCUCUUCAGCAUGUCUUCACAUCCUCCAAUGAUGCCCUUCUCCUUGAAAAUGGCGUCUGCUAUUCUUGGUCUAUAUUUUUUUAUGUUUGAUUUAGCGAUGGAUUUCCAGAGACCUAAUGACUUUUCACCCCCUUUCCGCUUUGGGACUGUGCCCAAUGGCAGCACAGAGAGGAAUAUCCGCAAUAACUAUGCAGAAAUGCAUGCCUACAUGGGAAAGUUCAACCAAAGGGGUGUAGAUGAUGCAUUGCUCUCCCUGAAAACGGGGAAGCUUGAUGCUUUCAUCUACGAUGCAGCAGUGCUCAACUACAUGGCCGGAAGAGAUGAAGGCUGCAAGCUGGUGACCAUUGGCAGCGGCAAGGUCUUUGCGUCCACUGGCUAUGGCAUUGCUAUCCAGAAAGAUUCCGGGUGGAAGCGCCAGGUGGACCUUGCUAUUCUGCAGCUGUUUGGAGACGGGGAGAUGGAAGAACUGGAAGCUCUCUGGCUCACUGGCAUUUGCCACAAUGAGAAGAACGAGGUUAUGAGCAGCCAGCUGGACAUCGACAACAUGGCAGGCGUCUUCUAUAUGUUGGGGGCUGCCAUGGCUCUCAGCCUCAUCACCUUCAUCUGUGAACAUCUGUUCUAUUGGCAGUUCCGGCAUUGUUUCAUGGGUGUCUGUUCUGGCAAGCCUGGCAUGGUCUUCUCCAUCAGCAGAGGUAUCUACAGCUGCAUCCAUGGAGUAGCUAUAGAGGAGCGCCAGUCUGUGAUGAACUCCCCCACCGCUACCAUGAACAACACACACUCCAACAUCCUGCGCUUGCUCCGCACAGCCAAGAACAUGGCCAACCUGUCUGGAGUAAACGGCUCCCCUCAGAGUGCCCUGGACUUCAUCCGCCGCGAGUCCUCCGUCUACGACAUCUCUGAGCACCGCCGCAGCUUCACCCAUUCGGAUUGUAAGUCUUACAACAACCCGCCCUGUGAGGAAAACCUGUUCAGCGACUACAUCAGUGAGGUAGAGAGGACAUUUGGCAACCUGCAGCUGAAGGACAGCAACGUGUACCAGGACCACUAUCACCAUCACCACCGGCCACACAGCAUCGGCAGCACCAGCUCCAUUGACGGGCUCUACGACUGUGACAACCCACCUUUCACCACCCAACCCAGGUCAAUCAGCAAGAAACCCCUGGACAUCGGCCUGCCCUCCUCCAAACACAGCCAGCUCAGCGACCUGUAUGGCAAGUUCUCCUUCAAGAGCGACCGCUACAGUGGCCAUGAUGACUUGAUUCGAUCGGAUGUCUCAGACAUCUCCACCCACACUGUCACCUAUGGGAACAUCGAGGGCAACGCAGCUAAGAGGCGGAAGCAGCAGUACAAGGACAGUCUGAAGAAGCGGCCGGCCUCUGCCAAGUCGAGGAGGGAGUUUGAUGAAAUCGAGCUGGCCUAUCGUCGCCGCCCACCCCGCUCCCCAGACCACAAGCGCUACUUCAGGGACAAAGAAGGGCUCCGAGACUUCUACCUGGACCAGUUCCGAACAAAGGAGAACUCGCCUCACUGGGAGCAUGUGGACUUGACCGACAUUUACAAAGAACGUAGUGACGACUUCAAGCGAGAUUCCGUCAGUGGAGGUGGGCCCUGUACCAACAGGUCUCACCUCAAACAUGGAACAGGCGAUAAACAUGGCGUGGUAGGUGGGGUACCGGCUCCUUGGGAGAAGAAUCUGACCAAUGUAGAUUGGGAGGAGCGGUCUGGGGGCAACUUCUGCCGCAGCUGUCCCUCCAAGCUGCACAACUAUUCCUCUACGGUGGCAGGACAGAACUCGGGCCGGCAGGCCUGCAUCAGGUGUGAGGCCUGCAAGAAGGCUGGGAACCUGUAUGACAUCAGCGAGGACAACUCCUUGCAGGAACUGGACCAGCCGGCUGCUCCUGUGGCUGUGACAUCCAAUGCCUCUUCCACCAAGUACCCUCAAAGCCCGACUAAUUCCAAGGCCCAGAAGAAGAACCGCAACAAGCUACGCCGGCAGCACUCCUAUGACACCUUCGUGGACCUGCAGAAGGAGGAGGCCGCCUUGGCCCCACGCAGCGUGAGCCUGAAAGACAAGGGCCGAUUCAUGGAUGGCAGCCCUUACGCCCACAUGUUUGAGAUGCCAGCUGGUGAGAGUUCCUUUGCCAACAACAAGUCCUCAGUGCCCACUGCCGGACACCACCACAACAACCCUGGCAGCGGCUACAUGCUCAGCAAGUCGCUCUACCCUGACCGGGUCACGCAAAACCCUUUCAUCCCCACUUUUGGGGAUGACCAGUGCUUGCUUCACGGCAGCAAAUCCUACUUCUUCAGGCAGCCCACGGUGGCAGGGGCAUCGAAAACAAGGCCGGACUUCCGGGCCCUUGUCACCAAUAAGCCAGUGGUGUCGGCCCUUCAUGGGGCUGUGCCUGGUCGUUUCCAGAAGGACAUUUGUAUAGGGAACCAGUCCAACCCCUGUGUGCCUAACAACAAAAACCCCAGGGCUUUCAAUGGCUCCAGCAAUGGACAUGUUUAUGAGAAACUUUCUAGUAUUGAGUCUGAUGUCUGA